GUGAUUACGUUAUGGACUUGGUAGGACCAAUCAUUCACAUUGUGAAGUUUGUUGGUAGUCCAAUUGUGAGAUACCUAAAAUAUCAAAUAAAAUUCAACAAUCAUUUGAAACAAUUCAAUGUGAGCAAAGAAGGAUUGAGCAAUCGAAAACGUGACAUUGAAUCAAGAUUGAACACAGAGCUUCACAAUGGGAAAGUUGCAAAGGAGGAAGUGCAAUCAUGGUUGAAUGAUGUGGAAAAGUUUCUUGCAAGACAAGAGGUUGAAAAUGAAGUGAACAGUCGAGGAUGUCUCUCAUGUUGUUGUCGAGUAAAGAUUCUAGAGGAAAGAGCUCAAGAAGCAAAGGAAAUCUAUGACAAAGGGGGUAGUUUCACUAACGAGUGUUUGGUCAAAGAUGAUCCAUUCGUUUCAGCAGUGGAAUUGCCAAUAGAAGAACUACAAGGCAGUGGAGAUGUCAAAGCAGAAAUUUUGAUGAGCUUGAUGGGAGAUGAAGUGAUAAAGCUUGGAGUUUGGGGAAUGGGGGGAGUUGGAAAAACAACAAUCAUGAUGCAUGUCCAUAAUGAGUUGUUGAACAAAGCCAAAUUCAAGAAAGUAAUUUGGGUAACUGUGUCACAAACCUUUGAUAUCUACAAAUUACAAGAACAAAUUGCAUGCAGCUUGAAGGAAAGCCUAGAAGAGCAUCAAAAUACAACUAAUCGUGCAGCAGUGUUGUCAAAGAUGCUAGAAAAACAGAAGCCGUACUUGUUGAUUCUAGAUGAUGUGUGGAGGAGAUUCAAACUUACAGCUGUUGGAAUUCCUGAGCCAUUUGUAAGUGAUGGUUGCAAGUUGGUAUUAACUACACGGUCACAAGAAGUUGCUCGUACCAUGGACUGCAAGAUAAUUAAAGUGAAGACCCUUUCACAAAAGGAAGCUUUAAAAUUGUUUAUAGAUAAAGUUGGAGAUAUUGUUUUGUCAGAUCAAGGGUGCAUUAAAGGAACUUUAGAAUCAACUUUAAAGGGGAUUGUAGAUGAAUGUGAUGGCCUUCCCUUAGCAAUUGUUACUGUUGCUAGUAGCCUGAAGGGAAUAUCUGAGCCACGGUUGUGGAGUGCUGCAUUGAAUCAAUUGAAAGACUGCAAAAGAAAUGUAGCAGGCACAGAUGAUAAUGAUGAUGCAUUUGGGGUAUUAAAAUUUAGUUAUGAUCGUUUGAAAUCCUCACAAAUCCAACAUUGCUUUUUAUGUUGUGCAUUGUAUCCAGAGGACCACAAUAUCCCAAUAGAUGAUAUAAUUGAUUAUUGGAUUGAUGAGGGGUUGAUAGAUGAAAUGGAGACUAUACAAGCAAUGAAGGAUGAAGGCCUUGAUAGAUUGAAGAAACUUCAAGACAAUUGUUUGUUGGAAUCCAGCAAGCUUCAAUUCUGCUUAUUGCAUCAUGGAACGAGCUUCGAUAUUUUGCUAUCAAAUUUACCCUUUUUAUAAGGACUUUCAUAUUUUCUUAUCAAAUUGGUUGAUUAUUGUUAAAAAUGUAUAGUACUGCUUAAUUUACCCUUCUUUUGAGGUCUUUGAUAUUCAGUUGAUUUUCAAGUAAUGAAUUUUUUUUUUUUUUUUGUGUUUUUUAAAUUGAGGUGCGACUCUUUGCAAAUCUUUGUUAUAGCAUUCAUUUCUUACAAAUUGAAGAAUUUUCAACUAAUGCAUUUUUCUUUUUUUUCAAUUGAUCAGGAAGUAGACUCAAUCUGUCUUGUUCGGUGGGCUUCAAAGGAUGUGCUUUCUACUUUCUAGUUUCUAUCCUUGUGUGGAUUUAAGUGUGAUUGUUGUGCUUUCAAUUUCAUAUUGUGUUUGUGUGGGAGAAUAAUUGUAUUGAAAACGGGCUUCAAAGAUUGUGCUUUCUACUCAAUGUAAAUGUACUUAUAAAAUAUGUUGUCAAUCCAAUCUUUGUGAUUUAAGCCUAAGCUGGAAUUCUCACCCGGAACAAUCAAAUCAACAAUUAAUUCUCUUCUUCUGCUCUGUUAGUGUGAUAGCUUCCUGUUCAACAGAACUACAGAUGGCAAGAAUUCAAUUGUUUGAUUUUAAAGGUUCAAAGAAAUUUUGCAAGCCAAGCAUAAAGGUUGAGGACUCUUUCUCGUUUUUGUAAGCACCCUGGUUGUAAACGAGCUUGAAUUGUUUGAUUGUUUCAUGAAUGAUGUGUUUAGGCAAGCUUGAAUUCUACUUAUUGCAUCACAGAAUGAGCUUUGUUAUUUUUUUUUUAUCAAAUUUACUCUUCAUAUAAGGUCUUUGAGAGUCGUAUGCAAAUCUUGCUUAUUUAUUUCGAGCUACAAACUGUUCUUUAUAAAAUUUCAUUUUUUUG
This is a messenger RNA of Rubroshorea leprosula, 2313 nucleotides long. NCBI's taxonomy places the organism in Eukaryota, Viridiplantae, Streptophyta, Magnoliopsida, Malvales, Dipterocarpaceae. The record is from the annotation of a GenBank genome assembly.